Archocentrus centrarchus (flier cichlid) is the source of this 1849-nucleotide messenger RNA. It is a transcript of the gene fkbp1ab, whose product is annotated as FKBP prolyl isomerase 1Ab. Gene Ontology annotation, biological process: protein peptidyl-prolyl isomerization. The transcript has 5 exons. The record is from RefSeq and is a predicted model, not a curated record. NCBI's taxonomy places the organism in Eukaryota, Metazoa, Chordata, Actinopteri, Cichliformes, Cichlidae. Gene Ontology annotation, molecular function: peptidyl-prolyl cis-trans isomerase activity. Gene Ontology annotation, cellular component: sarcoplasmic reticulum membrane; cytoplasm. The coding region runs from base 158 to 484 and encodes 108 amino acids.
GCGUGUGCGUGUGUGUGUGUGUGUGUGUGUGUUAGAGAGAGAGAGAGAGAGCGAGAGAGAGCCGGAGGAGCGAGCCGACAGACGGACUGCGGGAGGAGUGUUGCCGUGUUCAGGGACAGCAGCAGCAGCAGCAGCUCCAGGACACACAGCGCUGAAAAUGGGAGUCGAAAUCGAGACCAUCACCCCCGGUGACGGACGGACUUUCCCCAAAAAAGGGCAGACGUGUGUGGUGCAUUAUGUCGGCUCCCUGACAGAUGGACGGAAGUUCGAUUCCUCUCGUGAUAGAGACAAGCCUUUCCGGUUUAAGAUUGGCAAGCAGGAAGUGAUCCGAGGCUGGGAAGAGGGAGUAGUGCAGAUGAGUGUUGGUCAGAGAGCCAAGCUGACCUGCUCUCCUGACUACGCGUAUGGAAACAAAGGCCAUCCGGGCAUAAUACCACCCAAUGCCACGCUCAUCUUUGAUGUGGAGCUGCUGGGUUUGGAGUGAAACAAACCCUCUUUUUUUUAAUGUUGUGUGACUUCCUACAUGGGCGACCAGGAGAGAAGCUAGGAGAGUCUGCACUUGAGGCUCAAGUCAAUAUUCCACUACGUAUUUCAUCAAACUAUGACAGUUUGUUUUAUUUUGUCUCUGUGACUGAGUUGAUUCUGUUUUUCCAUCCUAUUCUUCCUCCUAGAAAACCAUGGGCCAUAACCUUACAAACUUCCAUGUUCUUAAUCUUAAAAUGCUAAUUAAAUUGCUUUUCUUUGUGUUUUUAGAAGUGUUGUGCAUGGUUACGCUGAGAAGUACAAUACCGAUGAACCAUUAGCAGCAACAUUCAUCUAUUAUGAGUCAAACUCAUACUGAUGUUAUAUGUUUAACAGCUUGUUGUAUUCCAAAAAAAAAAAAAAUGUACAAAUGCAUAUGAAAAGCACACAUUUGUAUCCCUACCCAGCUUCAAAUUGGGUUAAAUAGGCUUAGGGUUGAAUUUAAUGGCUACUUAUAGUGAAAAGUCCUGGGAGGCCUUAAGGGUGCAGUACAGGAACUGAGUUUCUGUGUAACACCACUGUGUUUACUUUUUCAUCACUGUUGCUAAAUGAAGCUGGCGCAAAAAAAACAAAAAACAAGUCACAGUUGUAGAUAGCUCUCAUGUGCCUACAUAUUCUCACCAGAUACACGGUUACUACCUUGCCCUAUCUGCAUGUUGUAGGUCUGAUGGAAACUUAGUGUGUACAUGCUGAAAGCUUUGCAUCUGAUUUUGUGUUAUUACUGCCUUCUCAUCUUGCCAAGUCUUUAAACCCCAUUUAAAGCCAUACACAGGUCGAACAGUGCAAAGAUGGGAUUUGUGUGAACGCACAUCAAUUGGACUUUGGUUAUUUUUGUGUUACAAAAAAAGGUGGAAAUGCUUGAAAUGAAGGGGGCAGUGUCAAUCAAAUUGUGGCCUCCCCUGAUUUAUUUUGUGUAACUUCAAUUCUGUAUUUUUUCAGAUGCUAACUUUUUAUCUCCGAGAAUCAACAUAGCUGAUGUUCAACCUGUGAUGAUAAAUCUCUUUUUUUGUUUUAUUUUAUUUGAUAUUUUUGCCACUGUAAAGUACCACACUGCCUAACUGAAGUCUGUGUUGUCGUUAAAAAAAAAAUUGCUGACACAGGCAACCUAGUGGUUUUUGUAUCUCAAAAAAAAAAAGUAGUUUUAAAUGGAGUUUAAAUGAAGGGAUUUGCUGGCCUGGCUGUCUGAUAUUGACUGUUGAUGUUGCAUAUUGGCCAAGCUGCAACCGGUGUGGCAGCAGUCCACCUCUGUACUGUGUAGUUACGUGCUGAUGCAUUACUGCAGGCUAAACCAAUGAAGACAUAUUUAAAAUAAAAGAAGUGCUCUCCA